CCCCGCAUCCCGGCACUGCGAAGGGCGGAGCGGCAACAUGGCGGCGCCGGGUGCUGGUGACCCUGUCGAUGCCAAGAACGGAAAGGCUCCUUUUGCUCAGCGCAUUGACCCGACCCGGGAAAAACUGACUCCCGCGCAACUGCAGUUCAUGCAGCAGGUGCAGCUUGCCCAGUGGCAGAAAACGCUGCCACAGCGGCGGACCCGGAACAUCGUGACCGGCCUGGGCAUCGGGGCCGUGGUGUUAGCUAUUUAUGGAUACACCUUCUACUCAGUGUCCCAGGAGCGUUUCCUUGAUGAGCUGGAAGACGAGGCUAAAGCUGCCAGAGCCCGAGCUCUUGCGAGGGCAUCAGGACCCUGAAUGGACGGACGGGCGUUAUCUAUCUUCAAUCUGGUGGAGCCCCUUCACAAGAUGGAUGAUACCCCAUGAUCCUGUAGAAAUUGCCUGCUCACAGCCUCACUGGCCUACUUACUGACUUUGGAUCAUGAUUGAACCCAAGAGACUAUGCAUUUGGCCACUCUCAAUGGAAUCUUGUCUGUUUCCUAUGCACUGUGUACAGUAACUCCUUUUUGUUUUUUUCCUUGCUUGAGCAUAUGCAACAUUGGCUUUUCUCAAACUUU
This is a messenger RNA of Marmota monax (woodchuck), 618 nucleotides long. Its product is annotated as cytochrome c oxidase assembly factor 3 homolog, mitochondrial. The transcript has 2 exons. Gene Ontology annotation, cellular component: mitochondrial inner membrane. The record is from RefSeq and is a predicted model, not a curated record. NCBI's taxonomy places the organism in Eukaryota, Metazoa, Chordata, Mammalia, Rodentia, Sciuridae. Gene Ontology annotation, biological process: mitochondrial respiratory chain complex IV assembly. The coding region runs from base 38 to 358 and encodes 106 amino acids.